AGGAAGUUAGUGUCUCACACUGACUCGUGCUGCAAACUCUGCUCUCUCUGACAGCUCCGUCUUAUAGUCGGCUGGUCAUUCAGUUUUCAGGUUAGCUUUAGAAAUUCCUUUGAUGGAAUUUGGUGUUAUAAAACGGCAUUUGUUUAGUUUUUAACAAUUUUUUAAUUUUUAAAGAAAGAAACAAUUUUUGGGGCUACUUGUGGACUUGGCGCAACAAGUUGAAGAACAGACAGAGGCGCAUUGGAGACAGGACUUUGAGUUUUUAUCUGUUCAUGGACAUUGGCGUUCAGGCUGUGCUGAAAAUAAUUCCUGUAUCGAUUCUGCCAACACUUAUGAAACUUAUUUCCUGCGCGCUCACUCCUCUUCGAUCAAAGACUUCAGUUGCGCACCAAUUUUAGCCUAUUGAUCGACUGCGUGUAACUUCGGAAAAUAUGGAUCUUCGUCAAGAGAUCCCUUCAGCCGCCCAAGCAGGGUCGCAGGUUCAUCCAGGUGCCGCCGCCGCGGCUGCUGCCGCCUCCAUUCCAGUUUCUAUGGCGAGUAGUCUCUUAAGGGGUCCGCCGCUGUUGCUGCGCGCUACGGAGAAGUAUCCACGAACACCCAAGUGCGCCCGGUGCAGGAAUCACGGGGUGGUAUCUGCUCUGAAGGGGCAUAAGCGCUACUGCAGAUGGAAGGACUGCAUGUGUGCCAAAUGCACUCUGAUUGCCGAGAGACAGCGCGUCAUGGCAGCCCAGGUUGCGCUCCGCAGGCAGCAGGCUCAAGAGGAGAACGAAGCGAGGGAACUGCAGCUGCUCUACGGCACAGCAGAGGGUCUGGCCCUGGCCGCAGCAAAUGGCAUCAUACCUCCCAGACAAAACUAUGAAGUCUUUGGCUCAGUUAACAACGAAACAAACUCUGGUGAAUCAAAUAUCCAAAAGUUCGAGUUGUUCCCGAAGACGACUUUAUCGGGAUCGAUGACCCCACAACAAGCAGUGGGAAAGUCAGUAUCCACAGACAACGAAUCGGUUCCUGGGAUUUCAUCUCCAGACAUGCGUCACGGCUCCGGCUCGGAAAACGGUGACCACGAGUCUAUCGUUAGUUCCCCGAUCGCCAAACCCCUGAAAGACGGAGAGGAGACCCCAGGUUCAAUAAGUCCCCUGGGCUCAGACUCCGGCUCGGAUACGGAUAAAGACGAGCAGGAGCCUUCACCCUCAUCCGCCGCGUCACGACAAAUGAACGCCAUUGACAUCUUAACGAGGGUCUUCCCCAACCACAAGCGCAGUGUCCUGGAGCUUGUCCUUCAGGGAUGCGGCAAAGACGUGGUGCAAGCCAUAGAGCAAAUCCUCAACAACAGCGGCCAAGCCAAGGGCACAGACGAGUCGUGGACGGCUGAGAGGAUGCUUCAGGGCGCACAACCGCCUAUAUCUUCCACCCCGCGGCCUAUGCUACCUGGAACCAUGACGCUAAGCAAUAGGUCUGCAUUCUCCCCACUGCAGUCCAAUGCGCCCCACUUUGGCGCCGAUCCCAGCACCUAUCCUCUCAGUACGCAUUUGGGCCUGAACCCACUCCGGCUAGCAUACUCGGCUCACAGCAGAGGUCUCGCCUUCAUGGCUCCUUAUUCCACCACAGGCCUAAUGCCAACACUGGGUUUCAGGCCACCAAUGGACUACGCCUUCAGUGACUUGAUUAGAGAUAGGACACUCUUGCAUAAAGAUCAGAGUUACAGCAAUGGACUCUAUGGUCCCCUGGUCAACAACACUCAAGAGAAACCCUGAGCAUCUUUUGAAAGGGACUAAAAAAGACAAUGGGGCAGGGUUUCCCGAAUGUAGACAAAAGUGUUUAAUGUCUUUAAAGACUCCAAGGCCUAAAGGUUUCUCGUUCAACGUCCCCAAAAGACUCACGGGCCUCGUGUUUCUAGUUACUGCAUUUCUGUAUAUAAAAUGUCUAGUCUAAUCAUCAGGAAAAAAUGAAUAUGGACUAAUACGAUUGACACGUGUUUGGUGGUCGUGGCUUCUUUGAAGUUUGUGAUAAAUAAAAAAGAAAAUGGUUACGCGUAAAGGUUACAGUUUUUACCCAUCUUACUCCAAGUUGGCUUUACACUGCCACAAUGCAAUUGAGGCGGAGGUGAAUUUUAGACCUUUACCAGAGUAACCAUAGUAUUUCAUGUAAAUUGUGUAUUUUACAAUUCUUCACGUUUGUUACAAUCUAUUUAGAUUAUUUACAAAACGGAAUAAGCCCCCGUGUGAUGAUAUAGUGCAAUUCCUAGAAUAAUUUGCUUCAUCAUUUAAAAGGUACUGAAUUCUAGCAUUACUGUUAUUGUGAAACUUCUAUCAUCUCAUUUUUUUCUGAUCCGUGUCUGUAAAAUCGUGCCAUGUUUAUUCAACAGAACUAAUAAUGUGCAGGUUCUUUUGAGUCAGUAUGGAAAUGGUUCAAGUAUAGACAUUUAUUUCCCCUUUGUGAGUGAUAUAUUGUGUUACGCACCGAAAUAAAGUAUAUUGCAUUUCUUUAAUAAUAAGGUCAAAAGUCAUUUUCUCAAAAAACAUGAAUCUAAAAAAUAGACGUAAAAUGAUGGUUUGUUUAAUGAAAUCUUGCUGAUGCGUUACGAAGUGUAUAUUUCUCUGUGUAAAUUUUGCAAAAAUAAAUGUUAUUUUAUUCUUACGUUUUGUUUG
Misgurnus anguillicaudatus (oriental weatherfish) is the source of this 2645-nucleotide messenger RNA. It is a transcript of the gene dmrta2, whose product is annotated as DMRT-like family A2. Gene Ontology annotation, molecular function: RNA polymerase II cis-regulatory region sequence-specific DNA binding; DNA-binding transcription factor activity, RNA polymerase II-specific; protein binding. Lineage: Eukaryota; Metazoa; Chordata; Actinopteri; Cypriniformes; Cobitidae. Gene Ontology annotation, cellular component: nucleus. The record is from RefSeq and is a predicted model, not a curated record. Gene Ontology annotation, biological process: sex differentiation; regulation of transcription by RNA polymerase II; germ cell development.